Molecule: messenger RNA, 1473 nt
Organism: Phytophthora infestans T30-4
Lineage: Eukaryota; Oomycota; Peronosporomycetes; Peronosporales; Peronosporaceae
Exons: 1
Coding region: 1-1473 (490 amino acids)
Biological process (GO): DNA repair; protein secretion by the type II secretion system
Cellular component (GO): type II protein secretion system complex
Molecular function (GO): catalytic activity; DNA binding
Source: RefSeq, a predicted model, not a curated record
AUGGACCUGAACACGGCAACAACUCGCGAGCUGCAGCAACUGCCCGGUGUGGGGUCUGUAACAGCGCGAUUAAUCAUCGAGUCGCGCCCCUUUUCCUGUGUCGAGGACUUACUACGAGUGAAAGGCAUCGGUCCCGUCAAAUUUGCGGCCAUCACAGCUGAAAAUCAGAUAUACGUGGACGAAAAGCCGACCACCAUAGCAAGCACUAAGCUCAACAUCAAAAUCGACCUGAACGCGGCGUCCAAGAGGCAAUUGCAGCAAUUUAAGGGGGUGGGGCCAGUGCUGGCUCAACGAAUCGUUGAAGCUAGGCCGUUCCAUCGCAAGGAAGAUCUUUUGGCUGUGAAAGGUAUUGGUCCAAAAUCUUACGUGAAAAUUCAAGCUGGAGCACACGUGAGGUCAAGUUCUGACCCAUUCGAUAGGGGAGAGACUGGUGAUGAUAACGGUGAAGAUAGUGGAGAAGAGAGGGUCAACAUUGACGAGACUUUUCAUGUUUGUCGGGAGAUUGAGAGAGACAUUCGUGGAAAUAUUUUCCCUACCAAUAUGUUGAACCACAAUGAUAACAACCGCGCGCUACUUGUGGCGAGUUGGAACAUCCGCAACAUUUCUCGCCGAAAAGAAAUAUUCUUACUGGAGCGAAUUGCCGACAUUCUAAAAGAAUUUGACAUUGUCGCGCUGCAAGAGGUGAGGGAUCUGAUAGUGCUGAAGAGACUGAAGACGAUGUUACCUGGAUGGGACUAUGUAGUGUCCGAGCCGGUGGGGCGUAUGUCACCGGGAGCGAAGAAGAGGGUUGAACGCUACGCUUUCUUCUACAGACGUUCUGCUGCUCGGCUUGUUGAGAAAUGCUGGCUAGUUGAAGGCAGCAGCGACGUGUUUACGAGGUUGCCGUGUGUUGCUACUUUUCGAGCGACGAAAGAGUCAGGAGUGACGGGGCUGGAGCUCGCACUAAUAAAUGUGCACGUUUCAUUCGCUGAAAAAGAGAGCCGUCAUGCUGAGAUCGCGGAGAUUAGUCGACUGGCAAACGAGUUGAGUGCAUCAGUGCCGAUCAAUAGGAAGGUAGUGGUGUUGGGAGACUUCAAUUUGUCACCGCAGGACGUGCUGGGAAGCCUCGGAUCUCACAAGAUGGCGCUCAUUCGCUCUCCGCUUUCAACCACAGUGUUCGGUAAGCUCUACGACAACAUUUGGCUCGACCGUGCAGACUUCAGUAACUGCAACAUCGAUAAACCAACGUACUGCGUUGACAGUGGAGUGCUUCGUGUGGAUUGGCGAUUCUAUCCUCCUUCAAAGGGUACAUGUAGUCGCCGUUCAGCACAACAUCCAAUGGACACGAUGCUCCCUCGACUUCAGACGUAUAUGUCGCGCGUUCAAUGCGGCUACGAACUCUCGGAUCAUUGCCCAGUUUGGGUUGCGUUCACUGCAGCCAGCAAGCGCGAUGGUACUUCAGCAAAAAGUAAUCCAAAGGCUUCAAAGCCAUAG